Cryptococcus deneoformans JEC21 is the source of this 2913-nucleotide messenger RNA. Its product is annotated as aspartate--tRNA ligase, putative. The record is from RefSeq and is a predicted model, not a curated record. The transcript has 2 exons. Gene Ontology annotation, biological process: aspartyl-tRNA aminoacylation. Gene Ontology annotation, molecular function: ATP binding; aspartate-tRNA ligase activity; RNA binding. Gene Ontology annotation, cellular component: cytoplasm; aminoacyl-tRNA synthetase multienzyme complex; cytosol. The coding region runs from base 209 to 2863 and encodes 884 amino acids. Lineage: Eukaryota; Fungi; Basidiomycota; Tremellomycetes; Tremellales; Cryptococcaceae.
GCUCAACGGCGGUGAGCUGAGUGGCGUAAGGGCCGGAAACUACGUGCACCAUAGCUGAAAAACCAUAGCGGGGCCGAUCACCACAACCAAGACGUCGAACAGAGGUGACUCCCCUCGCUGCGCACGUAAAAGCUGUUGACCGGAUACCCCUUUAUCUCUUCCGCCUUAUUACUUUUCGUAAACCCGAUUGUAUAGUCCAAGAAUAAACAUGUCCUCUACAGACACAACAAAAAAUCCCAUUAUCAAGCUUGGUCGGGUUCUCAAACCCUCACAUUCCAACAGUGGGGACAGACCUGAGCUUCCUCGUUCUGCAACACACGAGAAGGUGGCAAGACAUGCCGCGGAGAAGCAGCACGAACAGGCAAAGCAGGAAGCCAAAAAGGAAAGGACAGAGCAUGAAAAGCAUGAGAUGCAACGCCGGCGCCAGAUUGCAGAUGAGAAGGCUCAACUAGAAGAAGAUUCCGAGACUCAGGCAAGUUAUGGUGAUAUCGAUGGCUUGGAGGAGAUCACACCGUUUGAAGAAGUGAUCGACAUGCCUGCUGGCACAAAAGUUAACAUCCGAGGUCGUAUUCACCAGCAACGGGACCUCUCUUCCCACCUCAACUUCAUUCUUCUUCGUCAACGAGGACUUGUCAUUCAAGGAAUUCUUUCUGAGCAUGCUUCGGAACACAUGAUUAAGUGGGUCCAACAUCUCCCCGGUGAGGCCAUUGUUCAAGUCUCUGGUACUCUCCGCGAACCCCCCAAGCCCAUCACAGCAGCCGUCGACACUCCUUUAGAACUCAAUAUUGAGCGUCUAUACCUUGUUGAGGCUUCUCAUGAUAUCCCGUUCAAUCUUGCACAUGGCGACCGACCUCCUCAAAGUACUCGUCUUCGUAACCGUACACUCGAUUUGCGACACCCGACCGCCCAGGCGAUCUUCAAAAUCCGUGCCAAGGUAUUGAAGGUGUUCAGGGAUACUCUUGACGAUUUGGGCUUUUUGGAAAUCAACACGCCUAAGUUACAACCUUCGGCGACAGAGAGUGGUGCAGAGGUGUUUAGGGUGAACUACUUUGGACGAAAGGCUUUCCUGGCUCAGAGUCCUCAGCUGAUGAAGCAGAUGGCAAUUUCUGCCGAUUUCCGUCGUGUUUACGAGAUCGGACCUGUCUUCCGUGCAGAGAACAGUAACACUCACCGACAUCUUACCGAGUACACUGGUCUCGACAUCGAGAUGGCUAUCCAAAAAGAGUACCAUGAGGUCUUCCGAAUCCUCGAUAUUGUUCUCCGCAACAUCUUCAACGCUCUUAAAGAAAUGAAGACUGAGCUUAAUCGGAUUCGAGAGUUCUUCCCCAGCGAUGACUUCCAAUUCCUAGAAGAGACGCCUAUCAUUCCCUUCCAAGAGGCCGUGCAAAUGUUGCGUGACGACGGCCGAGAUGUCGAAGAAGAAGAUCUCCAUACGCCAGACGAGAUUCGUCUUGGUGAAUUGAUUAAGGAGAAGCUUGGUACCGACUACUAUGUCAUUGACAAGUUCCCAGUGUCUGCCCGGCCAUUCUACACAGCCAAUGACGGAAAGAUCACCAACUCGUUCGACAUGUUCAUUCGAGGCCAAGAAGUCUGCACCGGCGGUCAGCGUAUUAACGACCCCAAGGAGCUUCGUGAGAGCAUGAAGGAGUCGCGUAUCAAUGAGGACGAAAUGGCAGAAUAUCUCCAGGCGUUCGACUGGGGUAUGCCCCCCCAUGGCGGUGCGGGCCUUGGUGUCGAGCGUAUCGUUACCUUCUUUCUCAACUUGCCUGACGUGCGAUUGUCUACACUCUGGCACCGAGAUCCCCACUCUCUCCCGGACAAACCCGCCAGUCUUCCACAUCCCGAUGCUGACACUCUUAAAACAAUUGAUCCUAACAACCCUCCUCCUAUUGAGAACCUCAUUGCCAAUUAUGGUGAUGCCACCAACACUUCAUGGCUUGACGACCGGUUCGACAUUUGGCGAGACCGCGAGACUGGUGCGGCAAUCGGCUACUCUACUAAGGACACCAAGUUCUGCAUGAUCACCGGGGACCCAUUAUGUGAUGAUGGCCAGAAGAAGCAGGUGACAAAGAGGUUCCUCGAUUUUAUCAGGCGCGAAGUCAAGAUGAAACCCAUAUGGCUAUUAGUCUCUGAGAUGAUGGAAGAAAUUUUGGCAUAUGAGUUUGGCUGGCGAGCAUUGAGCUGUACUCAAGAGCAGCGAAGCGAUUCCGACAGAGCAGAUUCUAGUGUCAUCCAAAAUUCCAAGCAGAAAAAGGGAGUGUUCAAGGUCAGAGAAGUGGAGCCCACAGAAAAAAUUCAGAGGAAAUGUGAUGCGAGGAUCGAAGAAUGGAGCGCCGGAAGGGAUCACAAGGGCAAGCAGGUACAUCUUACAGAAAUUGCCCCUUGGAAGGAUACCGAGCACAGACGGUACUUUAUUGCCGAGUCUGACCAUGAAGCCAACGAAAACGGCGAAAAUAACAAGUUCCAGAGCAGAAAGGGUGAGCAAACAAUCGACACUCUUGUCGUUCUUGCUCGUCUUGCCCCUUCAAAGGGUUAUCAGCUUAAGUGGGCUCUCGACUUCCCCGGAUCCCCAAAUGGCGCUAUCGAGUCCACCGUCCAAGCUGCUUUGUCUGCCGUUCCAGGUGAACCUGUUACUUUCGGUACUGCCGUAUCCGAGAGUUUGGUGACCAAGCACGGUAUUGGAGGUCUUCGAGCUAGCUUCAUGGAGAGGACUUACAGAAGUAUUGUGAAGAGUUUGUCGUUGGACAAGAAGGCAGGAUUUAGGGAGAAAUUUGGUGUAACCGGGGAUUUAACUUAUAUCUGUUACCCGAAGGGAGGUGUGAAAGCGUACGAGCUGAAGGAUAUUGUCAAGUUCUUUGAAUAGACAAAGAUAUGCCUAGCAGAUAACCCUCAUAGAUUGUACAAUAGGCUAGU